GGGUUUUUGUCAUGGCUGCGGAGGAGCUCGACAGAAUUCAUGUGAUUACAAACCUGUCGGAUCAGGCCCUGCACGAGUAUGAGGAUCUGCAGAGGAAGCAAGAAACUACAGCCAUGGAGUUCAAGAGGCUGGAAGAGGAGCGAGACGAGGCGAUGAAGAAGCUCUCUGAGUUCCAGCAAGUCUCUCAGAUGGUCAUUGAAGAGGUCAGCGCCAUCCAGGAGAACCUGGAGAUCGAGCGAACGUGCCGAGAAAGUGCUGAAGCGCUGGCCUCCAAGCUGGACAGGCAGAACCGCUCUCUGAAGAGGAAGAGUAUGAUGUUGCUGUCUCACAUCAGCCCUGAGACCAUCGCUGAUAUCGACCUUAGUGAUGAAGCAGAAGAGAGCGAGGACCUGCAUGCAUCGAGCCACGACUGCCUCCCUCCUCAGUGCUGCACCUCCAGCUCAGUGCUGCAAAAUAAGUUGGAAAUGACGAUUAAGGAGAAAAAUCAAGCACUCUCUGAUCUUGAGGCAGUAAGAGAACAACUGAGGGUGACCGAGGAGGAAGUAAGUUUACGAGCUCACACAGGGACCUCCAGAGACUUUAACGGCUCUGUGGACCUCGAGAUGGAGCAGCAUUGUGGAAAUGACACAGUCUUCACUAUGUCUCAGUUAGCUGUGGAGGAAUAUGGAACUUUACACGACACCUUCAACCUGGAGCAAGAUCUGAGGACACAGGCAGAGAAUUAUGCCAGAGCUAUGGUGGUCGAGCAAAAGAAGCUGAAGAGACAGAGUCAGAUCCUGAUGCAGAGCUGCUCACCAAGUCAGGCUCUGCAGGAUGCCCUCAGCCAGGUGACCAGACUGACAGAGGAACUGGAGACACAGAGGCUGCAGCACCAGAGCCAGAUAAAGAUGAUGGAGGACAUGCUGGGCAACAGUGAAACUCAGAGGGAGCUCAUAGCAUUGAGGCACACACUGGAGCUCCUGGAGGAGGAGAAGAAGGAGUGCAGCAAUAAAUGCUCCAAGGCUGAACUGGAGGUCAAGGAUCUGAGGUUUACAGUUGAAGAGCUCCAGAAAAAGCUUCAGGCCGCUACCAACCCACCCCCAGCUCCAACACCUCCACCUCCUCCACCUCCUCCACCUCCUCCAGCCCCGCCUUCAACCACGAACCCACUCAGCACACUGCUAUCACUGAUUCGAAGGAGAAGAGGCAUCAGAACCGACAUCCCGCUGGUGGAACAGGACUCUGCCAAGACACCAGAAGUUGAUGUCAGGCAGCAGGCAGUGGAGGAAAUGAUGCAAAGGAUUAAGAAAGGUGUUCAGCUUCGACCUGUCAACCAGUCACCCAGCAGCACCAGGAAACAGGCGGAGAAGCUGCCCUCUAAUUCUGCUAUUCAGGAACUUAAAGGAAUCAUGGAGAAUUUUAACAGGACUGUACGACAACCAAAGGCAGCGUCUUGUCAGCUCUACCUGCAGCCUCUCUGCAACGCCACCAUUGUUUUGGACUGGCUGUAG
Messenger RNA from Neolamprologus brichardi, 1490 nucleotides. The record is from RefSeq and is a predicted model, not a curated record. Lineage: Eukaryota; Metazoa; Chordata; Actinopteri; Cichliformes; Cichlidae.